AAAGGAGAGGGGGAGACUUUCAGAGGUGAAUCUUCAGGUACUGAGACUCUGAGCAGAUGCGCGCCGACCUUAGAGUCUCCAGGCGCGCAGCGGAGGAUUUUGCGCACUGGAAUCAAGUAGAGCUGAAGGAACGGUCUGCUUGACUGACCGCAGUCUUGGCACCGGCGGUACGGGACUCAUUUGGUAGCAUUUCACGGCGCACAGAGACAACUUCUUGCUCAAAUCGCUCCGGAUUUAAAAAGAAGAAAACUGUUCCGCGGGAUUUGAAACUUAGACAACUAAGUCGCUGUUUGAAGACGCCUCAUUAGAGGAAAUUCCAGCAUCCUGAGAGACGGGGACGUUAAAAGAGGAUUGUAGAACUCUUUGCUGGAUUGAACAGGAAGGAUUCCAGCGCGAGGUGAUAUCAGCGAUGUUUCAGCGGCAUGCGCGUCUUCUCCUCUCCAAGUCUUUCAGAGAGGAUUUAACCGCCGCUCAUCUUGAAUAAAACUGACGAGUCGCUGAAGAUGAGAGCCCUGCAAACAUUAUUGUUGUUUUUUCUCCUGCACCAGGUCGCAUGCAGGAAAGUGCAUGGAGGCGCCACAGAACUCAUCGAGUGGAGGGACAGUGAUAGCGAACAGAAGAUUUCUCCCACGGGGGUGAGACCGCGGAUUCUCAACCCCCUGCGUUUGUUUGCCAAGGGCUCCCCUGAGCUCAAGAGCAACAUGAGGGAAAUGACAUAUUUACAGAACAUGGAGGACUUUUGGGACUGGUUAUCUAACCAGACAGAUGUUCAGGGCGCACAGGCCAGAACUAAACGCAGACCCAUCGUGAAGACUGGCAAGUUCAAAAAGAUGUUUGGGUGGGGGGACUUCCACUCAAACAUCAAGACAGUCAAGCUCAACCUACUGAUCACAGGAAAGAUCGUGGACCACGGGAAUGGCACGUUUAGCGUUUACUUCCGGCACAACUCCACCGGAAUGGGGAACGUCUCUGUGAGCCUGGUGCCGCCUUCCAAAGUUGUGGAGUUCGAGAUCGCCCAGCAGUCAACACUGGAGACCAAAGACACCAAGUCCUUCAACUGUCGCAUUGAAUACGAGAAGACGGACCGCAACAAGAAGACCGCCCUGUGCAGCUUUGACCCGUCCAAGGUGUGCUAUCAGGAGCACACACAGAGCCACGUGUCAUGGCUGUGCUCAAAACCCUUCAAAGUCAUAUGCAUCUACAUUGCCUUUUAUAGUGUGGACUAUAAACUGGUGCAGAAGGUAUGCCCUGACUACAACUACCACAGCGACACACCUUACUCCUCCACAGGAUGACCUAGCUCUUAGCGUGCAACAGCCUUUGGUCUCUGUCCACAAAAUAACCCUGAACACCUGAGUCUGCUGACAGAAAGUCAACUCGAUCAGGGCAAACACACUUCAAAUAUUUGGAAAAAACCUCUGUAAAUAUAGCAGUUGUAUCCAGAAAAAAAAAACAGUUUGGUCUUUUGAGACUUGGUUUUAGGGGUUUGACAAAGUAAGAGGCAGUGCUAGCUCCCAACCCUGCGUAAAUCCUCAUCACAACAGCACAUGUUCGCUGAUGUAAUUAGUGUGUUGUCCAGAUGUUUUCUUCAAGGCUAGACCAUGGGCAAAAUGUUGCACCAAUUAAAAGUGCAAACCUGGGAUCUGGCAGUGCUGGAGCCAAAAAAUUGUGUCAGCUAAUUGAGAUAGUCAUCAUUUAACAUAUGACAAGAUUUUGAUCCAUCUUAAAAAAUUAUCUAAAAAAACUGUCAUUUAAAAAGGCAUACAAUAAUGAAAUGUUCAUGUAAGGAUACUGUAUUACAAAAACAGAGAAUGAAUAAAAAGUUUGACUUUGAACUAGAGCGGAUAUCUAUUUAUGCAUUUGGAAAAGUCAAAAAGGUUAGUCUUUUACUUCAAAAUUAUUCAAUAAGUGUCUCGAAGAUUUGAAUAAUUAUUAAUAUUUAGGAACAUCUUUUGUUAAAUUUUUUAUAUAUGUAUUAAUAUGAUCAAAAUUACUAAUUCAACUUAUUUCAGUGUACACAUGACAAAAUACACAGAUCAAUUGGAAGUUUAUAAUGCAUAUAAUGCCCUGCAAACAUUCUCAUACUGCUUGAAGUUUUCCACAUUCAGCUGCCUUGGAUCAAUUCCUUCUUGAACCUUCUUUCAAUGCAGUAGCAGCUGCAGGUCUUUUGGAGUGUCUACUAGCUUUGCAAAUCUAGAAUUCUUUUUUUCUGUGCUUAGAGCAUUUCUGGACCUUGACUGAGGAUUUCUAACACAUGAAUAUGUUGUGAUCCACAUCAUUUGACUCUAGAUCUGAUUAUAUGUUUAUGGCACUUGUCCUACUAGAAGGUGAACCUCCACCCCAGCCUCAGGUUUUCUUCAGCAUUGCCCAAUAUUCAUUUCCAUCCAUCUUCCCAUCAACUCUGAGCAGCUUCCCCACAGCAUGAUGUCGCCACCACCUUGUUUAAUAGUGUAAUUUAGGUUUAUGUCAAGAAGACAUUUUGCAUGUAGAUCACAGUAUAUUUUUUGUUGUAUAACCCUAAAGCUUCUGUCAAACUGCACAUGGAACCCCUUAAGAUUUUAUUUCAAAAAUGUCUUUCUUCUAAUUGCUCCUCCAUAAAGGCCAAAUUUGUGAACUAUACAGCUAAUAAUAAUAAUAAUAAUAAAUCCUUUUCCUCUAUGUGGUUAACCUUAAAGGGUGAUGAGUGGGCUUUUGCUCGACAGGUCGCCAAUCCAUCAUACAAACACACAGAGACAAACAAGUCAAACAACCCCGCAUGCACACAUUCACUUAUGACGGUAAUUUAGAGCAAACAAAUAACCUUAUAUGCAGUUUUAGACUGCAGGAGGAACCCAGAGUAUCCAUGCAAAACCCACACACAGAGCAAUCAAGUGCUGCGCCAGUGUUCACCCUAAGUAAUACUAAUAGUUAUAAUGCUUUUAACAUAUUCUCGCUCCUGAGCUGUGUAUCUCUGAAAUCAGUUGCUAUGUUACCACUGGUCUGUCCUACUGUUUUUGUAACAUCUGAAGCAAAUUGAUUGCACUGGAUUUCUUUAGGGGUAUCAGAGUAAAGGAGACCAAAUAUAGAUGCAGACAGUACUUUUGAGAAUUCUUUUUAAAAACAAAAUACAGUUUCUUUCCUAUGUUAGUUAUGCACUACUUUUUUAAAGAUUCUACUUCACUUAAAAUCUCUAUAAAAUACACAAAUAUUUGUCUUUACAAUGUGAGAAAAUGUGGAAAACUCCAAGGGGUAUAAAUACUUUUGCCAGGCGCUAUUAUGUAUUUCAGUUCUCCUGUGUUGAUUGCUGCAAUUAUCCCAAGGCAUGUGUGUGCUAAACUGGUCUGAAAUCCAACAUCUGUGUUUGCAGGAUGCACUUUGAGGCAGCAGCCUGCCGAGCGAGCCAUGCAGUGGAUUAAUGUGUCAGGAGAGGAGGGGAGGGGGAUGCAAUAAUUGCAGGACAGGUGGAUUUAGUGAGUCUGGCAGACAAUUAUCAGCACUUUGUCAUGGUCCUGCUACCAGCCCUGACAUUACCUGUCUUUAAUAGGCUUUAAUUAGCCUGGGAAUUUCUAUUCACCAAGAGGAGAGAGACUGAAAAAGGAAAGAUAAUGGGCAGAAGUUGGAAAAAAAAAACUUGUCUGUGAUUUCAAGAAGUGGGAAUAUAUUUGAAAAAAGAAAAAUCUGGCUUUUUCCCAAAUGUACAGCAAGCUUAAGCUGGCAGACUUAAAGUGGAAAAGAAGCAGUUUAGCAGUACACGGUGUAAUGUGCUUUGACAUUGCAAUCACCCAGACAGUUUUAAAAGGUUUCGUUGAAAAGCACCAUCACACGGAAAGCUGUAGAUUGCAUUGCUUGCACACAUCCCGGGUUUUAGGUUAGGGCAUGUGCCACAGAUGACACUGCAAUUAUUUCAGUCGAUGCUACUUCAUGGUCCCAUCAUCUGUAAAUGAUCCUGUCACCUUGUUGGUCAGGUGAGGUGUAUGAUAAAUCAGAGUCAAUCUACAGUGAAAUGAUAUUUUUAGUUUUACUCCUCGUGUCAAUGCUGUGUACUACUUGUAACUACAACCAGACGUGUUUAAUUAUGGCUUCAAAGUAAAUUAUGUCAGUUUAUUUCAGUUUUUCCUUAAGGAUAUUUCACAACGUGUACCCCUCCUCAUUUCUGGUGUUUUAUCAUGAUUAUCAUGUACAUAAAUGUUUAAAUUAUUGCCAACUGUUACAUAUCGCUUUAUUUCCCCAUUUCUGUGUUUUACAUUGGUCCUGUUUUGAUUACCUGCUUGGGUAAACUUGCUUAAAAAUCUCUCCUGUAAAAUAGGAAAAAAAAUGUCAGUGUGUGGCGUGAUUGCACAUGUUCAUUUUCACAGGAAGUUCAUUUUGUUAACAUUUAAUGGUUGAAGAUCACUUUAAAUCUUUAUGGCAUUAAACCUUAUAAGAAAUUGGCUCCCCA
Messenger RNA from Xiphophorus hellerii (green swordtail), 4417 nucleotides. It is a transcript of the gene nxph2a, whose product is annotated as neurexophilin 2a. The coding region runs from base 504 to 1295 and encodes 263 amino acids. The record is from RefSeq and is a predicted model, not a curated record. The transcript has 3 exons. Gene Ontology annotation, molecular function: signaling receptor binding. Lineage: Eukaryota; Metazoa; Chordata; Actinopteri; Cyprinodontiformes; Poeciliidae.